UCUCCCCGGGGCCUGGACGGAAGCCGGGCGGGAUCAGCUCGCGUCAAGCGCCUGGCUCAUGGCUGCGUGGUGUCUGGGAGGCCGCCUUGGCCUGCGCGAGUGCUUCGGCACCGCCAGGCUCCUGCGUCCCCGUUUCCAGAGCCGUGGCCCUCAGGGCGUGGAAAACGGGGACAGGCUACAGCCUUCCUCGAAGAUACCCAAAAUCCCCAAGAUUUACACCAAAACAGGAGACAAAGGAUUUUCUAGCACCUUUACAGGAGAAAGGAGGUCCAAAGAUGACCAAGUGUUUGAAGCCGUGGGAACUACAGAUGAAUUAAGUUCAGCUAUUGGGUUUGCCAUGGAACUAAUUGAGGAAAAAGGCCACCCGUUUGCAGAAGAGCUUCAGAAAAUCCAGCGUAUGCUGCAGGACGUUGGCUCCGCCCUGGCGACACCACGCUCCUCGGCCAGGGAGACCCACUUAAAGCACACGGCAUUCGAGGCGGGGUCCAUUCUGGAGCUGGAGCGGUGGAUCGACAUGUAUGCCAGCCAGCUGCCCCCACUCACGGCCUUCAUUCUGCCUUCGGGAGGCAAGAGCAGCUGCGCGCUACACUUCUGUCGCACUGUGUGCCGCCGGGCUGAGAGACGCGUGGUACCUCUUGUCCAGACGGGAGAGACAGAUGCAAACGUGGCCAAGUUCUUAAACAGACUCAGUGAUUAUCUCUUCACAUUAGCCAGAUAUGCAGCCAUGAAGGAAGGGAAACAAGAAAAAAUAUACAAGAAAAAGGACCCACUGGACCGAGCCUGAAAUACCCUGAUAUAACAGAAGGGCACUUGGUAAACCCCUCUGCGGUGCAGAGAGUUUACCUUUCCCCUGUCCUCGUCCUGAAGAUCUCACCCAGAGCUGGACACGGGCCUCUGCACCUUAGCUUUGAUCACACCCCUGCCACUUCCUUCAAGGGACCCUUUGAGGACACUGCUCUCGGCUCUCCUGGGUCUCAGAGGGAAGUGGGAAAGGAAUCAGUGUUGCAGAAAAGGCGAAUAGAGUGACUGCUGUGACGAGAAGGAGCCGUGCUGCAAAAAGAAUAAAAGUGGGAAGGGUGUAA
This is a messenger RNA of Carlito syrichta (Philippine tarsier), 1082 nucleotides long. It is a transcript of the gene MMAB, whose product is annotated as methylmalonic aciduria (cobalamin deficiency) cblB type. Bases 59 to 784 code for a protein of 241 amino acids. Gene Ontology annotation, molecular function: corrinoid adenosyltransferase activity. The transcript is spliced from 9 exons. Lineage: Eukaryota; Metazoa; Chordata; Mammalia; Primates; Tarsiidae. The record is from RefSeq and is a predicted model, not a curated record.